AUUGGAUUCAAAAAUGAUUGCAGCACAGUCUACGAGUAAUUCAAAUUACCAAGACAAGUUGAAGUUGUUAAAUGCUUGUCGUCAAGGUGAUUUAGACUAUUUAGGCAAAUUUAUUGUCGAUGGGGGAAAUCUCCGAAACAUAAUUGAUAAUCAAACGGGACAAACUGCAUUACAUUAUUGUGUUAAAUGUGGAGAAGAGGAAACUGUUAUUGAAAAAGAUAACAAAGAGCCAAAUAAAAAUGACAUCGAAAUCUUUCAACCAAAAUUCGACAGAUUAAAAUGUACACGUGUCAUAAUUAAAUCAAAUCCAGAAUUUUUAACUUACUACGAUUAUAAUGGAUUCACUCCGAUACAUUUAGCAGUAAUUCAUGGGGAUGUAGAUUUUUUAAAAGUAUUAAAUGAAUUUAAUAAUGUAGAUAUGAAAAUUAAAACAAAAGCAAAAUCCCUAAUGUCAUCAUCAUCAUCAACAAGUCAUAGUGAUUCGACUGAAAUGAAUAAUACAGGUCGGACAGUUGUACAUCUAUGUGUUAUUUACUCUCAAUUAGAUGUUUUGAAUUAUCUUUUAUCAAACAGUAAUAGUCAUAAUUCAAUAAAAGAAAUUAUAAAUGAAUGCGAUGAUCAAGGUGCCACAGCUUUGCAUUAUUCUGUUCAAAUGAAUCAUGAACAAAUCGAUGAAUUGUUUGAAUUGUUAAUCAAUAUUGGCGGCUCCAAUUUAAAUGCACCAGACACACAUGGUCGUACACCGAUUAUAUGGGCAGCUACAGUUGGUUCUACGCAUGCUGUAGAAUUAUUACUUAAAUUGGGUGCUAAUUUAAAUCAUAAAGAUUCUCAUGGUUUGACAGCAUUACAUUGCGCUGCAUCUAGAGGUAAUUUACAGACUGUUCAAACUAUCCUGGAUUGGAUAUCAGUUGCGAACAAAGAUGAUGAGAGUAAAAUCGCCCUGUUUCGUGAUGUGAAUGAUAAUGAUGGAUGCAGUCCAUUAUUUUAUUCUGUUGCAACUGGUCAUGUACACGUAACUGAAUGCUUAAUUAAAGCAGGAACAAAUGUUAUGCAUACGGAUUUUAAAGGUCGUACUGUAUGUCAUUGUUUAGCUAGAUUAAAUUCAUUGUCUAAUGGAAUUAAAUUUGACAAUCUUAUUAAAACCCAAUUGACUUGUUUAAUUAAAGCUGGUCUAAAUCCAUGGCUUGCAAAUAAAACUGGUUUAACUGCUUUACAUGAAGCAUGUUUAUUAAAAAAUGUAUCUCUUAUUAAACAGUUAGCUAAUUUACCAGGUUUUAACACAAUUAUAAAUGCCAAAGAAGCUCAAGGUCAUACGCCAUUGCACUUAGUUGUAGCAGCUUCAUGGAGUACUGAGCCAUCCGGUAUAAGAUUAUGUCACUAUCUCUUAGAACAUGAAGCUGAUGUAAAUGCUGUUACCCAUCUGCCAAAUAAUGAACAUGUUACGCCAUUAAAUCUUGCUUAUUUAAAUGAGACUAAUGAUGAGACGGCGAAAAAUUUACUAAUUAAUCUGAUAAAACAAUAUGGUGGUCGAACAUAUCAAGAACUAUUAAAUGAAGGAAAAGUUAUUAUUGAUACGGUUCAUAUGAGUUGUGAAACUAAUGAUACCAAUAAAGAUAUUAACACUAGCGGUAAGCAUGAUGAUAUUCAUCAAAAUAAUCUGUCAAAAUCUGGUGUUAUCGAUUCGGAAAAUGAACUAAAGCCGGAAAAUCAGAUAGAAAUUUCAAGUUUCACAGAAGUAGUAGAAACAACAGGGAAAGAAAGACCACAAAUGAUUGAUUCAGCCACUGAACCUAUAAGGGAAGUCAUUGUAUCGACAACUUUAAAGGAUUCAAGUGCACAAGCAUGUCUGGAUAAAAGGCAAAGACGUAAAAAUCUGUCAACACAAUCGUUAACAUCACUGUUGUCGGAAAAAUCAUUGCCUGAAGAUAUUGGCGCACUUAGAGUUACCACAGACGAAAGCUGUUCAUCUACCGCUUUAAACAAUAAAAGUGGCAGAAGCUAUUCCAAUAAUCAGGAUAUUAAACAAAAUACAAAUACUUCAACCCAGCUCAUAGUCCGAGUGCCAACUCCAUCAGAUUUAAAAUUACAAAAUGACAAGUCUAAUGUAAGUAACGAUGAAGGUGAUGAAAAGAAAAAUUUCGCAAUCCCUUCAGACUCAACAAAUAAGAAUCAAAUUAAUGUAAGAAACAACAAUCGUCAACACUUCCCACAAUCAUCUGGAAUGGAUGAUAAAACUGUAACCAAUUCAAAACAUUUACCAUAUUCACAAAUCUUUUUAGAAAAAGAACUACCUUUAGCAUUAAAACAAUAUUUGGAAAAAGAAAAUUACAAUUACUCACCCUUAACAGGACGUACUCGUAUGCCUAGACCAACUAUAUCACCCUAUCUACAACCUGUUGUACCCGGUCUACCGUUUUAUAAAGAAAAGUCUUCAUUGCCUAAAAAGAACAUUCAAAACAAACGUACUCCCAUAAAACAAGCUCAAUUGGCUAGUGUAUUUAACAAUAAUCGAGACUGUUCAAAUAAUCAACAAACUAAAUCUGUCCCUAAAACAAAUACUAAAAUAAUUCAUCACAAACGAUUUAGUUCAUCAGCAUCCAGAUCUAAUUAUUCCACAAUGGAUGAUAUUUCUACUCCUGAAAAUCAUCAUACUGAUGCAACAAUACACAAAAAUACAAAACCUUCCCAGAUGCGUUCACAAUCGUCUAAAAAUCUAUAUUCAUCGUCGAAUAUUAAUCAUGAAGUGCAACAAAGUGUGGCAGAUUAUGAAUUUUAUCGAUUCCUAAACCAGUUAUUAAAACAAACCAGUCCUAUAACACAGAGAAAAAAGAAAAGAGCAACCAAAACCACAACUACAACUGUAACGCCGAAAAUGAGUUCCAAGAACAAACAAUCAACUGGUGCAUACGGUGAUCGACAUUCUGCUAUGGGAGGUGAACUAACGCCUAUUGAUAAUCAUGGCGCUGAACCAGAUAUGGACAGUGAAACUGCAAAUUUGAACAGAAAAAAGUCAGCUAGCAAACAGUUGCACAUAUAA
Molecule: messenger RNA, 3037 nt
Organism: Schistosoma turkestanicum
Lineage: Eukaryota; Metazoa; Platyhelminthes; Trematoda; Strigeidida; Schistosomatidae
Source: the annotation of a GenBank genome assembly